AUGGGGAAGACUAGGGCUAGCAAUUUGGAACCAAGAAUUUUGCGUCUUUUUGAACUAGGCGAUGCCCGUAACAUGCAAAUAGCUUAUAACAAAGACACAAACGAAAUUCUGUUUCUUACACCUAUAGAAGAUGAUCAACCAGAAGAAGAAGAAGAAAUUCAGCAAGAACAGGUUCGUCGGAAACGUACAAGUUCUACUUCAGAAGAUGAAGAUAUGCAGCAAGAAGAGGCUCAUCAGAGAUGUACAAAUUCAGACGACGAAGAUGUAGAAUUCCAAUUGGCUCUUUUUUACUCAAUAGCAAGUUCUCAAGAACCUGAAAUUCAAAACGAGAAGAAGAAGGGUGUUAUGAGGCCUUGUUCAAUCACUUAUGGAGAUUUCCGAACUUUUUCGCCGGAGACCGAGGAGAAAGGUGAUUCUUCUCACACUGUGUGUGUUAUCUGCAACGAAGUGCAGCCGAGUAUCCUGAGCAAAAGAUGCAGCCACGGCUAUUGCAGGGAAUGUUUCGGGUUUUAUAUUGUGAAGAAGAUUCAAGGAACCAGCACUGGAAUCGUCAGGUGCCCGGUGAACAAGUGUAAGACUCUGUUUGAGGAGAAGCAUUGGCGCCAACUCAUACCCAAAGAAGUGUUGGAGCGAUGGGAGAAUGCUGCUUUGGAGGCCUCGGUUCUCGCGUCGCCGGAGUAUAUCCUGUGCCCUUUCAAGGACUGUUGGGAGGUGUUUGUGGAUGACGGGAAGGGGUUCGUGAUAAGGGCGUGUCCCAAGUGCUGGAGGCUGUUCUGUGCACGGUGCAAUGCUCCAUGGCAUGAACGGAUGUCUUGUUCGUUGUUUCGGUUAUUGAGGAAAUCUCCAAAACUUAGAAGACUACUCUUAGAGGAGGCAGAAGAGAUGAAAAAAUAUAUAUAA
Messenger RNA from Cornus florida, 900 nucleotides. RefSeq lists its product as uncharacterized. Gene Ontology annotation, biological process: positive regulation of proteasomal ubiquitin-dependent protein catabolic process; ubiquitin-dependent protein catabolic process; protein polyubiquitination. The record is from RefSeq and is a predicted model, not a curated record. The coding region runs from base 1 to 900 and encodes 299 amino acids. The transcript has a single exon. Gene Ontology annotation, cellular component: cytoplasm; ubiquitin ligase complex. Gene Ontology annotation, molecular function: zinc ion binding; ubiquitin protein ligase activity; ubiquitin conjugating enzyme binding. Lineage: Eukaryota; Viridiplantae; Streptophyta; Magnoliopsida; Cornales; Cornaceae.